Messenger RNA from Ostrinia furnacalis (Asian corn borer), 4569 nucleotides. RefSeq names its product putative ATP-dependent RNA helicase DHX57. Gene Ontology annotation, cellular component: intracellular anatomical structure. Bases 116 to 3919 code for a protein of 1267 amino acids. Gene Ontology annotation, molecular function: protein binding; helicase activity; RNA binding. The record is from RefSeq and is a predicted model, not a curated record. The transcript is spliced from 18 exons. Lineage: Eukaryota; Metazoa; Arthropoda; Insecta; Lepidoptera; Crambidae.
UAUAUGACAUGACAUUGACAUCUGACGUUUAGCACAACUUGCAUGCACUUUGUGCACACGUCCUAUUUCCCGUAUUUCUUUAAAUUUUCCUCCUCAACACCAAUAACCAAGCAUCAUGGACUACCAAAGUCGUCAACUGGCUGAAGACUACUUCCUUAGAGAGCCUGCGGACGCUCGGAUAAGUAGGAGACCUAAAGAUGAGCCGAAGGAAGAUCCUCACCCCAAUUUGAAGGUGGAAAUGCAAACGGUUCGCCUCAACCCAGACUCCCAAAAGUUGGUGCUAGAUACAUUGAGGUUUAUACAUGGUCCUGAUUUCAAACUGGGCAGUGCAAGCCUUUACAAGGACAAAGGCACUAACUUAGGCAAGAGGUACUGGAUGGAAAGAGGCAACCUUAUCGUGCAAGGAGGCUGCGAUUACUCUCUAACCGUCAAACCUGACAUUGAGUCAUCGGAAGCCAGGCUAAGAGCUUUUGCUCUGACCAAAUUAGAGAAAUACAAUUUCCACAAACCGCAUUGUGCUGAAGCGUUGGAAUUAGCAGGAGAAAACGUAGAAAAAGCUCUAGAAAUAUUAUUCAUGAAGUAUUUCAAAAUUGUAGCACAAGAAAAACCAGAAAAUAUACUGUCCCAAGCAGAAUUACUAGAAAUGAGAUCAGACGAAAAAGCUGUUUUAGAAUCAAUUUACGACACAAGUUUCAGAAUCAAAGACAAUAAUGUAUGGAUCGUUAAAUUAGAGUUAGACUAUUUAACAAAAAUGUACCAAAAUAAAGAGCUUGAAUUACCAAAAACAAAGAAAAAUAUAAAUUAUAACAACAACCUCAAAGCAAAACCUAAAGACGUGUGUAAGCUUUACCUCAAAGGUCCUUGUAGAUUUGGUGCUAAAUGUAAAUUUUUACACGAACGAAAAGAAGACACCGAAAAAGAAAUUAUUGAAGAUGUCAAAGAGGAUGUGAAAAUAACUUACGAAUUAGAAAUACGGUUUCCGGAAGAAACAUGGUAUCCAUAUCAGCCUCCAUUGCUCUUUUUCAAAAUGGAAAAUAAGAAUAAUGUUGUACCAGAAUUGACAUGUUUGAAAGUAACAGCCAGGUUGUUGGAUGAAGCAAAAGCGCUUGCACAAGAUGGAAUACCUAGCAUAUACUCUUUAGUCGAAUUAUUAAACAAUGAAGAAGAUAUUUUGAACUUUAUUAAGUUUGAUACAAGAAGUUUCCCCGAAUUGAGUGAUACAUUGUUUCCUCAGUUAAUAGAAAAUUCUAGUUUAAGUAAAGAAAAGUUACCAUCUCACUACAAGAAAAGUCAAAAUAGAGAUAAUAGGAGCAAUGUGAACUUUGAAGAAAUUUUGAGAGAAAACAAACACAUUGCCAAAAUGUGGGCGGAGAAAAUUGACAACAAUAGGUACCACAAAAUGAUGUCUGGUAGAAGAAAGUUGCCUGCGUGGAAAAAAAGGACAGAUAUAUUGAAUGCUAUGAAAAAGUCACAGGUGGUAGUUAUAAGCGGAGAAACAGGGUGUGGUAAAAGCACACAAGUGCCACAGUACAUAUUAGACGACUGGUUGGAACGGUUCCACAAGGACGGACCGCAGCACGUAGAGAUAGUGUGCACUCAGCCUAGGAGGAUAUCGGCUAUUGGUGUGGCGGAGAGAGUGGCUGACGAACGAGUUGAGAAGACCGGGCAAAUUGUUGGUUAUCAGAUACGAUUAGAAAGCAAAGUGUCAUCCAAAACGCGUUUAACCUUCUGCACAACCGGUAUACUCUUACGAAGGUUAGAAUACGACCCUCAGCUAAAGUCUGUUACUCACAUACUCGUGGACGAAGUGCACGAGAGGUCGGAAGAGAGUGACUUCUUGCUACUCAUCCUGAGGGACCUUGUCAAAGUCAGGAAAGAUCUCACAGUGAUACUCAUGAGUGCGACCUUGAACGCUGACCUCUUUUCGCAGUACUUCGAAAAGGUUCCAGUGUUAGAGAUUCCAGGUCGCACUUUCCCUGUAGAACAAUUAUUUUUAGAAGAUAUAAUGGAAUUAACGAAUUACGUGUUAGAAGAAAACGGUCCGUACGCUCGAAAAGUUAAAAAAGGAGACAAAAAAGCCGACCUCGAAACGGAGUUAGAAACAGCUGACGUUCGGGCUGAUUCUAACGAAGCGCCCAAACAGUCCAUACGAGACGACAACCUUACAAUAUCUCAGAUGCUGGCUCGAUAUCCUAAAUGCAGUAAAACCACUUGCAAGAAUAUGUACCUUAUGGAUAGCGAAAAGAUAAAUCAAGAUCUCAUUGAACACGUGCUUACGUACAUAGUGAAUGGAGACCACAAUUGGCCGAAAGAGGGCGCUAUUUUGGUAUUCUUGCCUGGUAUUGCCGAAAUCAUGUCCUUGCACGAUCAGCUUGCUGAGAGUCAUACUUUUAGUCCCAAGACCGGCAAAUUCGUCCUAGUCCCACUACACUCAACGUUAUCCAGCGAAGAACAAGCGUUAGUCUUCAAGAAGCCAAAGCCUGGCGCUCGGAAGAUUGUGCUGUCUACAAACAUAGCAGAAACGUCAGUGACGAUAGACGACUGUGUGUUCGUUAUAGACUGCGGGCGGAUGAAGGAGAAAAGAUUCGAUUCAAACCGCAACAUGGAGUCCUUAGACUUAGUGUGGGUCUCUCGGGCCAACGCGAAGCAACGCCGCGGCCGCGCGGGCCGAGUCAUGCCCGGCGUUUGUGUGCAUUUGUAUACGUCGCACCGAUACAACUAUCACAUAUUAGAACAACCCGUGCCUGAGAUACAUAGAAUACCGCUGGAACAACUGGUGUUGAAGAUUAAAAUACUGUCGCUAUUUCAAGAUAUGAGCGUGCAUGAAGUUUUAGGUAAAACAAUAGAACCGCCCACGAAACCGAACAUAGAUGGCGCUCUCGCUCGCUUGCAAGACGUCGGCGCGCUAGACAAGGGUUUCGCCCUGACUGCGCUCGGCAAGCACUUGGCCGCUUUGCCAGUGGACGUGCGGAUAGGGAAGCUGAUGCUGUUCGGUGCUAUAUUCUGCUGUGUGGACUCGGCUUUGACUAUGGCGGCUUGUUUGAGCCAUAAGAGCCCGUUUGUCGCGCCUUUUGGGAAGAAGUCUGAGGCAGACGCAAAGCGAAGAGAGUUUGCAUGUUUCAACAGCGAUCAACUGACAACGUUAAGAGCAUAUAGGAAAUGGCAGCUAGCAAUGAAGCGCAGCACGCACGCCGCUCUCGUGUUUGCAUCUGAGAACUUCUUAUCCCACAAGACGCUGAUGAUGAUGGCUGACAUCAAACAUCAGCUGUUAGGGCUGCUAGCGAGUAUUGGGUUCGUGCCUGACAUGCCGGAUCUGAGGAGAAAGAUGCGGAAGGACUCGGUUGAAAGCCUGACGGGAGAGGUGCUGAAUACCAACGGCAAUAACGACAAGCUAUUGGCUGCCAUCUUGUGUGCUGCAUUAUACCCAAAUGUUGUAAAGGUGCUAACCCCAGAGAAAUCCUUCCACAUGCAAGCCGGUGGGGCCAUACCCCGCCAACCAACUCCAGACGAACUCAAAUUCAAGACCAAAACGGACGGAUACGUCGCUUUACACCCGUCGUCCGUCAACUCUAGCGUCGGAUACUUUGGUAGUCCAUACUUGGUAUACCAGGAAAAGGUCAAAACCUCGAGGGUCUUCAUCAGGGAGUGCUCUAUGGUUCCGCAGUUGCCUUUGGUGCUAUUCUCAGGUUGCAGUUUGUCGGUGGAACUACACAACGGUACAUUCAUCGUUUCGUUAGAAGACGGUUGGAUUAUGUUCCAAGUUGAGAAGCAUGAGGUGGCCGAAAUGUUGAAAACGAUACGGAUAGAACUGAUCAAUCUUCUAGAAGAGAAGAUAAACGACCCCAGUUUAAAUUUACUACAUUACGAAAAAGGCAAUAAAAUAAUUAAAACGAUAGUUCAAAUUAUUAGCAAAGACUAGACACUGUAAAAAUAAUUAUAAUUGUAAUUCAAGGUCAAGUAUGAAAAUCAGCCAUUUUAUAAAAGUCCAAACAAUGAAAUUUUCGGUACUAAGCACUUUCUGAAAUAUAUUCCAGAAUUGACACCUGUCAUUCAUAACUUGACAGCUAUAACGUAAUACCACAGAUUUUAUAAAAAUGGCUGAUACUAAAACUUGACUAGCAUCGGAAAAUGAUUCUUAUGACUACGAUAUAAUGCUGUAAUCAGAGCUUCUUUUACACGAUAAGAUAUUCGAAAGUAAAUUAAAAUUAUGAAGUAUCGAAAUUUAAAAAUAUAACAAUAAUCUAGUAUAAAUAUUUGUGGUUUAUUCACAUUAUUGUAAAAAUUAAAUAUUUAUUAAACGAAUAGUCUCUCUAAUCAAAUGUGCUAUUGUAAAUAUGAAAUGUAAAUUAUGAAUUCAAUUUGUAAUUUAUUAUAUUUUAAAAAACAUUAUGUAAUAUUAUUUCAAGGCCAUUUUUUAUACGAAUCAAGAUUUUUUAAAAUACCCGUACCUUUACCUCCACUAAAAAAAUAUAAGCAUGAAUGUAGUGCGACAAUAUUGUUGCCAGAAGUUAUUCUUAUUGUUUCUGAAUGAAAUAGCUCGAUUUCUUUCUUUCUUUUUCUUUUAUGAAG